Molecule: messenger RNA, 1578 nt
Organism: Helianthus annuus (common sunflower)
Lineage: Eukaryota; Viridiplantae; Streptophyta; Magnoliopsida; Asterales; Asteraceae
Product: protein FATTY ACID EXPORT 1, chloroplastic
Exons: 2
Coding region: 117-1418 (433 amino acids)
Cellular component (GO): membrane
Source: RefSeq, a predicted model, not a curated record
AGGGUCAGAUUCUAGAAACAUCGUUGCAAUUCAGCGCAGCCCAAAUGAGACUACGAACAUUGAAUUAUUCUUAUUCACACCCCCCCUAAACGCACAACCUAAUAAUCAGAGGCAAAAUGUCUUCAACAAUCUCUCAAACAUCAUGCAUCUCUGCGGUUCACAGCAGAUUACACCUUCGUAAUCGUAAUCAAUCACCCCUUCAAAUUCUUCGUUCCAAGGAAACAGUGUAUAUGCAGCAGCCUCAAGGAUUUGUUGAUCCUCAUUACCCAGAUCAUGUGUGUUUGCUUCGCCGUUCCCUUUACGGUCUUAAGCAGGCUCCUCGGGCCUGGUUUGAACGGCUUUGUUCGGCUCUUGGUUCGCUUGGAUUCUAUGGCUCUAAAACGGAUCCUUCACUGUUUAUAUAUUCACAUCAUGGGACACUUCUUUAUAUGCUCGUUUAUGUUGAUGACAUUAUUCUUACAGGGAACAAUGACAGGGCUAUUGAUCAGGUUGUAAAACGUCUUGGCGCCACCUUUUCUUUACAAGAUAUGGGCCCUUUGUCUUACUUUCUCGGUGUGGAGGUUGUGCGUCAGGGUUCUGAUAUUAUUUUAUCUCAACGGAAAUAUAUUCAGGAUAUACUUGCUCGUGCAAAUUUGUUGUCGGCCAAACCUGUUCACUCUCCUUGUACUACCACAUCAUCCCUGUCUCUUGGUGACAGUCCAGCCUUCUCGGAUCCGGUACGGUAUCGCCAACUUGUGGGUGCAUUACAGUAUGUCACUCUCUCUCGUCCAGACAUCUCCUUUGCUGUUAAUAAGGUUUGUCAGUUCAUGCACUCUCCCACAGAAAAUCACUGGUCUGCGGUUAAAAGGAUUUUGCGGUUUCUUCUUGGAACUAUCAAUCAUGGUUUGCUGAUCUCUCAUUCAUCACCGAUUCAUCUUCAUGCCUAUGCUGAUUCGCAUAACAGUUACAUUCAGGCUUACUCAGAUGCAGAUUGGGCUGGUUGCCCUGAUGACCGUCGAUCCACGGGGGGAUUUGCCAUCUAUCUCGGGAAUAAUCUAGUGUCUUGGUCUGCCAGAAAACAAAAGACUGUAUCGAGGUCAUCAACCGAAUCUGAAUACAAAGCUAUGGCCGAUACCGUCUCAGAGCUUGUUUGGCUUGAAACUCUUCUUCGUGAGUUACAUGUUAUAAUGAAGGCUGCUCCUACCCUUUGGUGUGAUAACUUGGGAGCUACUUAUCUUUCCAGAAAUCCAGUUUUCCAUGCUAGAACCAAACAUAUUGAAGUUGAUUAUCACACUGUUCGUGAACGUGUUGCUCGGGGUCAACUGAUGGUUAGAUUCAUAUCUACAAAGGAUCAGAUUGCAGACAUUUUCACAAAACCACUUCCGACUGAUCGAUUUGCUUUACUAAAGACCAAGCUUAAAGUCAGUUCCCGCCAUUAGCUUGAGGGGGAGUAUUAACCGAAGUCAUUAAGGCCUUGGGCCGGCCCUAGCUUAGUUAAAUGUGUUUAGGGUUUUCCUCUUCUUGUCUAUAUAUACUAGAUCUUUCAUUAUGUAAUUUCAUCACAAUAUAAUACAAAUUCAGUUUACAUUGUUUAUUAAA